AUGGUCUCCAAGUCCGAUCAGCUGUUGAUCGUGGUCUCCAUCCUGGAAGGGCGUCAUUUUCCUAAGCGUGCAAAACAUAUGCUUGUAGUAGAAGCAAAGUUUGAUGGAGAACAGUUGGCUACUGAUCCUGUGGACCACACUGACCAACCAGAAUUCGCCACUGAAUUAGCUUGGGAAAUAGACAGAAAAGCUCUUCAUCAGCACAGGUUGCAGCGCACACCUAUCAAGCUCCAGUGUUUUGCUUUGGAUUCUGUGUCUACAGCUAAAGAAUCCAUUGGGUACAUUGUUCUAGAUUUAAGAACUGCCCAAGAAACAAAGCAGGCACCAAAAUGGUAUGCAUUACUGAGUAAUAAAUAUACAAAAUUCAAAUCUGAGAUACAAAUAAGCAUUGCUCUGGAAACAGAUACAAAGGCACCAGUGGAUAGUUUUAAAGCAAAGGAGGCACCGCCUAGAGAAGGAAAAGUGCCUGCUGGAUUAUCUGGAAUUGAUCCCAAGAAAAUUAUAGCAGUCUUGAAUGAAGAAGAAGGCUACCAUCAGAUUGGACCAGCAGAAUAUUGCAAAGACUUCUUUGUUAUGUCAGUGACUAUAGCAUUUGCUACACAGUUGGAGCAGUUAAUUCCAUGUACAAUGAAACUUCCAGAGAGACAACCGGAGUUUUUCUUUUAUUAUUCUCUAUUGGGAAAUGAUGUUACAAAUGAACCAUUCAGUGACUUGAUAAACCCAGAUUUUGAGCCAGAGAGAGCAUCUGUUCGAAUACGCAGCAGUAUUGAAGUACUUCGUAUUUAUCUCUCUUUUCAUUCUAAACUACAGAUUCAUCUCUGCUGUGGAGACCAAUCACUUGGAAGCACAGAAAUUCCACUAACUGGAUUGUUGAAGAAAGGAAGUACAGACAUCAGCCAGCGCCCUGUGGCAGUUGAAGGUGCUUUUAAUCUUGAUCCACCAAACAGAGCCAAACAAAAACUUCCCCCUAUUCCAAUGGAGUUGGCACCUACUGUAGGAGUAUCCGUGGCUUUACAAAGAGAAGGCAUAAAUGCUCAGCCUUUGGUUGAAUUCAAGACCCAAUGUGAGCGAGAGCCCUCAAAAAAGAGAAUUUUAACACCUAUACAGGAGAAAUCAUUGACUGAAGAAAAAUCACCACCUCAAUCACCUGUUCAACUUCAGAAUAACCAAUCACCACCAACUAAAGAUGAUGCAACAGAAAGUGAAAUAGAAAGUUUACAGUAUGACAAGGACACAAAAGUAAAUCAAAAAGCCUUGAAUUGUCCCACAUCAGUCUCUCAAGCCCAUCUAGUGACAACAUCCAAUGCUUCUGAGAUUACUUCAGGACAAAAGAUUGCUGUCCCAGCAUCAUCACAUCAUUUUUGCUUUUCAAUAGAUUUAAGGAGUGUCCAUGAUCUAGAAGUUGAUUUUCCAGUCAAUUGUAUGUUAAGGUAUUCCUAUCCAUUCUUUGGAAGUGCUGCUCCUAUUAUGACUAAUCCACCUGUAGAAGUCCGAAAAAAUAUGGAAGUUUUUCUUCCCCAGUCUUACUGUGCAUUUGAUUUUGCUACUUUGCCUCAUCAACUCCAAGAUACCUUUUUGAGGUUACCACUGCUUGUUGAACUGUGGCAUAAGGACAAAAUGGCCAAAGAUUUACUUAUAGGAAUUGCAAGAAUUCAGCUUUCGAAUGUUUUAUCCUUAGAAAAAACUCGAUUUUUAGGUGCUCAUGGUGAACAGUGUUGGCGUCAAACUUACAGUGAAAAGGUUCCUGUUACAGCAGCUCAAGGGACAAAUAACAAGAUAGCAGAUCUUUCUUAUACAUUGACUCUAGAAGACCAUGGACUUGUGAAAGUGCGUGAAAUAGUGAUAUCUGAAUCAUCACAGGGAUUAGCUGCAAUUCAACAGAAGUCACUUUCUCCUCAGGCACUUUGUGUUACAGAAACGCAAGCAGAGCCCCGAGAAACUCUAGAAUAUAAAGCAGCGCUGGAGUUAGAAAUGUGGAAAGAAAUGCAAGAAGACCUUUUUGAAAAUCAGCUAAAGAAGAGAGAGCUAGCUCACAUGCAAGCUCUUGCAGAGGAAUGGAAGAAAAGGGAUAGAGAAAGAGAAUCAUUAGUAAAGAAAAAGGUAGCAGAAUACACCAUUUUGGAAGGAAAACUUCAGAAAACUUUAACUGACUUAGAAAAACGUGAACAACAGCUUGCCAGUGCAGAAACUGAGCUACAAAGAAAGAAGAAAGAGCUGCACUUAGAUCAUGAAAGAAGCCUUCAGGAACUUCAGGAUUCUAUCCGGAGAAUCAAAGAGGAGUGUACACAUCAGGUGGACCUGGAGAUAUCAAAGAUGAAGCAACUGGAAACAGAAAAGCAGCGACUUCAGCAACAGCUUCAUGAUGCUGAAAUUAAGUAUAAAACUUUGGAAAAAGAAUUCCAGCAUUUCAAGGAACAGCAAAACAGCAAGCCAGAAAUCCGUCUGCAGUCAGAAAUAAAUAUUCUCACAUUGGAAAAGGUUGAACUUGAAAGAAAGUUGGAAUCAGCAACUAAGUCUAAACUGCAUUACAAGCAGCAAUGGAGUCGAGCUUUGAAAGAACUUGCAAGAUUAAAGCAGCGUGAACAAGAGAGUCAAAUGGCCCGCCUUAAGAAACAACAGGAAGAGCUUGAACAUAUGAGAUUACGUUUUCUGGCAGCAGAAGAGAAAGACACAAUGAAAACUGAGCGACAAGAACUAUUAGAUAUAAGAAAUGAACUCAACAGGUUAAGGAAACAAGACUCAGAACAGUUCCAGAAUUCCAGAGAGAUUGCAAGUGGAAAAAUGGAAAGUUUGGGUGGAAAGGCUUUUGAAGAAGAUUUGGAUGAUUAUCUGACUCGCCUAAUAGAAGAAAGAGAUACUUUGAUGAGAACGGGUGUGUAUAAUCAUGAGGAUCGGAUAAUAAGUGAACUUGACCGUCAGAUCAGAGAAGCUUUGGCCAAAAGCAGUACCAGUAAUUAA
Gracilinanus agilis (Agile Gracile Mouse Opossum) is the source of this 2958-nucleotide messenger RNA. RefSeq names its product centrosomal protein 120 (gene CEP120). The record is from RefSeq and is a predicted model, not a curated record. Lineage: Eukaryota; Metazoa; Chordata; Mammalia; Didelphimorphia; Didelphidae. Bases 1 to 2958 code for a protein of 985 amino acids. Gene Ontology annotation, biological process: centrosome cycle; interkinetic nuclear migration; positive regulation of centriole elongation. Gene Ontology annotation, cellular component: centrosome; centriole. The transcript has 20 exons.